This is a messenger RNA of Anas platyrhynchos (mallard), 4494 nucleotides long. RefSeq names its product axin 2 (gene AXIN2). Gene Ontology annotation, molecular function: beta-catenin binding; ubiquitin protein ligase binding; protein kinase binding. NCBI's taxonomy places the organism in Eukaryota, Metazoa, Chordata, Aves, Anseriformes, Anatidae. Gene Ontology annotation, cellular component: nucleus; beta-catenin destruction complex; plasma membrane. Gene Ontology annotation, biological process: regulation of centromeric sister chromatid cohesion; positive regulation of protein kinase activity; cell development. The record is from RefSeq and is a predicted model, not a curated record.
ACCUUCCCCCCCCCCCCCCAUCCCCAUCCCCCGAUGCUCUCCGAUGCGGUUGCACCGCCGGGGAGCAGAGGAGGAGGAGGAGGAGGAGGAGGAGGAGGAGGAAGGCCGGUGGGACAGACGGACAGCCGGACAGAGCCGGGCGCGCAGCGAGCUCCGGCUGCGCGAGAGGAGGCUCAGAGGAUCCCCUGCUGACUUGAGCGAGAGGCAGGCGGAGGCGCAGGCGGCUCCUGCAGGAUCUCCUCGCCCCUCUCCCCGCCGGGCUCCGGAGCCAUGAGCAGCGCCGUGGUCCUCGCCCACCUCCCAGACCCCAGCAGCAGCUUCAGGGAAGACGCCCCCCGGCCCCCUGUCCCGGGGGAGGAAGGAGAGGCACCAUGCCCGCAGCCCCCCAGCUCCUUCCUCGGGAAAAGCCAAAGCUUCAAGGCCAUGCCGGUGCCUCCUGCCCCGAGGAGGAAUGAGAACGGGCUCGGGGAGCCGGAAGGCAGCGCGUCUCCAGACUCCCCUCUGGCCAGAUGGACCAAAUCCUUGCAUUCCUUGUUGGGAGAUCAAGAUGGUGCCUAUCUUUUUCGGACCUUCUUGGAAAGGGAAAAAUGCGUGGAUACCUUAGACUUCUGGUUUGCCUGCAAUGGCUUCAGGCAGAUGGACCUUAAGGAUACCAAAACUUUAAGAGUAGCCAAAGCUAUAUACAAAAGGUACAUCGAGAACAACAGCAUUGUCUCCAAGCAGCUCAAGCCUGCUACCAAGACCUACAUAAGGGAUAGCAUCAAGAAGCAGCAGAUAGAUUCUAUAAUGUUUGAUCAGGCACAGACUGAGAUUCAGACUGUGAUGGAGGAAAAUGCUUACCAGAUGUUUUUAACUUCUGAUAUAUACCUCGAAUAUGUAAGGAGUGGAGGAGAGAAUCCUGCUUACAUCAACAGCAACGGACUGGGGAGCUUAAAAGUUGUCUGUGGCUAUCUCCCGACCUUGAAUGAAGAAGAGGAAUGGAGCUGUGCAGACUUUAAAAACAAAAUCCUGCCUUCGGUGGUUGGACUAUCCAGCAAGACGUUGAGGGUUACAGCGAACGUCAGAGCUACGGAAACCAUCGAGAGCGGCUACAGGUCCUUCAAGAGGAACGACCCCGUUAACCCCUACCAUGUGAAUUCCGGCUAUGUCUUUGCCCCCGCAACGAGCGCAAACGACAGCGAAAUAUCCAGUGAUGCCCUGACGGACGACUCCAUGUCGAUGACGGACAGCAGCGUAGAUGGGAUCCCCCCGUACAGAAUUGGGAGCAAGAAGCAGCUCCAGAGGGAGAUGCAUCGGAGCGUUAAGGCCAACGGUCAAGUUUCUCUACCUCAUUUUCCGAGGACCCACCGGCUGCCCAAGGAGAUGACCCCGGUGGAGCCGGCUGCCUUCGCUGCGGAGCUCAUUUCCCGGCUGGAGAAGCUGAAGCAGGAGCAGGAAACCAUGGACAGUCUGGAGGAGAGGCUGCAGCAAAUCAAGGAGGACGAGGAGAAGGAGGGCUCGGAGCUCCCUGCCAGCCUGCAGAGCAGUCGGGAGGUGGCGAACCCCCAGCACCCGCAGCACCCGCUCUCGCUCCUGCCGUCUGGCAGCUACGAGGAGGACCCCCAGGCCAUCCUGGAUGAGCACCUCUCCCGCGUGCUGAAGACCCCCGGCUGCCAGUCCCCCGGCAUGGGCCGGCACAGCCCCCGCGCCCGCUCCCCCGAUCGCCUGCCAGGAGGCAAACUGCAGCCUGGCGUGGCCUCGCCGGCCGCCUGCACCCUCCUGGGUAAGGGAUUUAUCACCAAGCAGACCACCAAGCACGUCCACCACCACUACAUCCACCACCACGCCGUACCCAAGACGAAGGAGCAGAUCGAGGCGGAGGCGGCUCAGCGGGCGCAGUGCUGCUGCCCAGCCGGCAGCGACUACUACUGCUUCUCCAAGUGCAAGGGCCACCUGAAAGGCACGGACCCACCUCUCCCUCCGCUGGAGCCCUUCGGCAGGACAGGCACGCUGACCAAGAGGCCGGGUAGAGGAGUGGAGAGCAUCGCCCUGCCGGCUGGGGACGGGGGGCUGCCCGGCCCCGGAGGGGUGCAGCUACCUGGCGGGGAGGCGGACAGGGCGCAGAACGUCUGGCAGUGGAUGCUGGAGAGUGAGAGACAAAAUAAGCACAAGCCCCAUAGCACACAAAGCACAAAGAAGGCCUACAGCUCCGACUUCGCCAAGGGGGCCCCCAGCGAGCGCCCCGGCCGCCACCACCCCUGGGGGACCGGCAGCCACCCGCGGGGGGUGCAGCCCGCCCACCCCUUCGUCCAGGACCCCACCAUGCCCCCGCUCACGCCGCCCAACACCCUCGCCCAGUUGGAGGAAGCGUGUCGCCGGCUCGCCGAAGUCUCCAAGCCUCAGAAGCAACGAUGUUCAACCUCAAAUCAGCAGAGGGAUCGAAACCACUCAGCUGCUGUUCAGGGGGGAAACACCCCUUUUUGCAAUGCAAGUCUAACGACAGAAGAUCACAAAGAGCCAAAGAAACUCCCGGUUGUUCACACCUCUCAGUCUAGUGAGUUGGUUGUCACCUAUUUUUUUUGCGGAGAAGAAAUUCCCUACAGGAGAAUGUUAAAGGCCCAGAGCCUGACACUUGGGCACUUUAAAGAGCAGCUGAGCAAAAAGGGAAAUUAUAGAUACUACUUCAAAAAAGCAAGCGACGAGUUUGACUGUGGUGCAGUGUUUGAAGAGAUUUGGGAAGAUGAAACAAUUCUGCCCAUGUACGAAGGAAGGAUUCUUGGGAAAGUAGAAAGGAUCGAUUGAUGGCAUCUGUGUUUCUUAAGAAAAUUUAAGCUAGAAAAGUCUUUGGACACACAACAGUAGUGAUGACAAGGAAAAAAAAAAAAACUCUGAAGGAAAGUUUUGAACCAAUGAAGAAAAAAAAAGUGAAGUCUCUGAAGACUUUGCUGAAUUAGCCUUAGAGGAAAAAAAUGGCAUUUAUUAUUCAUGAGUUGGGUACUGAGAUGAUAAAAACCCUGAACUAUUUAUUAAAAACAUGACCACUGUUGGCUAUUGGAGAUGCAGACUGUGUUUGAGAGACUUCCAUACAUAAUAUAUGAUUUCCUGGGGAUCUGAAAUCUAUGGACUAAGAGAAACUAUGUAUAGCUUACCUUAACAGUAAUCCUUAUUGAUAUUUAUUGAACAGUCUGUUUUCCCUUAAGUCCAGUUUUUGGAUAUGCUGCUUUAACAAUGGAGAAGAGAGGGGCUGGGAAGUGGGGUGAUGGGAGGAAGGAUUAUUUUAUUUUUUUAUAUUGUUCCCACUAUCUAGAAUUCAGGAGUAUGGCCAGGAGCGCAUUCACGACUUUUUUUUUGAAGGGGGAGGAGGGAAGGACCGAUGUUGUGCCCAAUAUUUCUCCAAGUGAAGAUAAAACUUUUCUAAAGGAAUAAUAAUAAUAAUAAUAAAAAAGAAAUAAAAAUACUGUCCUACCAUCCAUCUAGAGACCGGUGCAUUUUAAUCUAUGCUGCUCUAAUUUGAAAUAAAGGUCUUAAGCAUGAAAUACGUUAGAUGCAAUAUAACACCACCAACUUGCUAUUUCGUCCAUGGAUUUCUGUGGUGUGAGGUUUUUGCUUUGCUGCUGUCAGUGUUGAGGGGGCCGUGUGGUGUCCAGCGCCUGUCUCAGUCGAGGUGAGCUAGAGCAAAACCCAAGUGUGGAAGAGCUGUAGAAGGAGCCAUCCAGUUCCCAUUUCCAGACGUAACACCCCAAAAGGACACAUUGCAAAAGCCAGGUUAAAAACCCUGCAUGUAUCCCACACAGCUAGCUAAUUUCUUAGCCACUCUACUUCAAUGUUAGCACAACUUCUAUUUAAACGCCAUGUAACUAUGACGAGGAGUAUUUUCAGAUCGUUGUGGAGCGUGUGAUUCGUUGUGUGGUGGUUUUUGGUGGUGGUUUUUUGCGUUUUUUUUUUUUUUUUUUGCCUUACCCUCACGACACCCAUUGAUGCCAAUGGGAGGUGUUAGCCCAGGCUCUCUGCAGCCCUUUGGGAAGCUUCACGUGUGCGUGCGUGUGCGUGGGUGUUAGGACAGCGCGACCCUUUCCCGAGGAAGCCCUUGCAUUUCUACAGUUGGGUUUUGUGUUGAUUAAGUUAAUCUGUGCAUUCUGUUUGCCAUUGCUACUUCGUGUAAGUCUGUAUAUAUUGUAGAAAAUGUAUGGUGGAAAUAUUAAUACACUAUCUCUAGUGUUGUUAAAAUUUAAUCAGUACAGUACCUGUGCCUGCAUGGUGUUACUAGGCCAUGCGUCGCCCUAUAUUCAGGGUUCAAGCUUUCCCUUGUUUGUUUAAGGGGUUUAUGUAUAAAUAUAUUUUAUGCCUUUUAUUACAAGUCCUGUACUCAUGACUUUUGCCAUGGCAUUUUGUUCUACUUAUACUGUAAAUUAUGCAUUAUAAAGAGUUUCAUUUAAAAAAAAAAAUUACUUGGUACAAUAAUUAUUGUAAUUAAGAGAUGUAGCCUUUAUUAAAAUUUUAUAUUUUUCAAAUUAA